Messenger RNA from Macadamia integrifolia, 7226 nucleotides. RefSeq names its product histone-lysine N-methyltransferase ASHH2-like. Bases 554 to 6202 code for a protein of 1882 amino acids. Gene Ontology annotation, cellular component: nucleus; chromatin. The transcript is spliced from 16 exons. Gene Ontology annotation, biological process: regulation of DNA-templated transcription. Gene Ontology annotation, molecular function: zinc ion binding; histone H3K36 methyltransferase activity; protein binding. The record is from RefSeq and is a predicted model, not a curated record. NCBI's taxonomy places the organism in Eukaryota, Viridiplantae, Streptophyta, Magnoliopsida, Proteales, Proteaceae.
UAAGGGUAGUGUCCGUUUGGUUUCACCUACUUCGAAAGGGAGUCCUUUUCUCGGUCUGAGCCCUUCAAAAGCUAUUCUCGUUAACCGUCAAAGCUCGAGCGCGUGGGAAGAAAAAUAGAUUCUCUCUCUUCCUCUCUCUCUCUCUCUCUCUCUCUCUCUCUGUGUCUUCUCUCUCCGGCGUUUUCAGAGGAGAAAUUAAGAUAAUUAAGUAGUAAUUAUAAGAGAAAAAUUGAAGUCAUCGGUAAUCUAUGGACUUUCGGUUCGUCUCUGGUUGUACUAUCAGAGAAACGAGGAUUUAGGGUUUCUUUUGAUUCUUCUUGAUAGCCGAUAGGCGGGUACUGUUUUCUGUUCCAUUUCUUCGUUAAUUCUGAGAAGGAGUUGCAUGGGCGUAUAAGAUUAUUUCUUUGGAGUUGCUCAGUAGACGCAUUGCUGUAGUGGCAUUAUUUUUCUUGUUUUCUGAAUGAUUAAGAAUGGGUUAGUAUAACAGUAGUUGUUAAUCAACCGCCAUCCAAAAAAAAAAAAAAAAAAAAAAACAGAAGUUGUGGAUAUAAAGAUGGGUUCUUGUGAACCCGCGUUUAUAGUUGAGGAUUCUUUAUGUGGGUUGCCGGAUGAAACAGUUGGAGAAUUACAAAAUUGUUUGGGGGACAUGGGGAGUGUUACUUUGGAUUUAGUUGAUGAGUUUAGAGACUGUCAAGGGUUUGAUAAUGGUGUUAUUGACCCACCUUCUUCGCAGGCAGCGGUUUGCCAAUUACUUAGUUAUAAUGAGGGUCGUCCUGUUACUGAACGGCUCUCCUGCUUUGAAGCAGUUUGCCCUUUAUCUAAUACGAAUGGGGGCAUCACAAGUCCAGUGGAUGGAUGCUGUGCUUAUUCUCAAAACAAAGUUGGUGCUAAUUUAGUAGAUUCCAGUGUUAGAUUGGAGACAUCUAUUUCUAUGAGAGAUAAUUCAUGUAGACGGAGUGUUUCAGAACCAGAGCAAAAGCUGUGUGAGGAAUGUGAGUUUCCUUCGUCUAAUGCUAAUAGGGACACCACAAGCCCAGUUGAUGGCUGUCAGGCUUCUUCUCAAAAGUUUGGUGCUAAUUUAGUAGACCCCAAUAUUGGUUUGGAGGUAUCUAUUCCUGGGAGGGAUUAUUCAUGUAAUCUGCGACUAGAUAAGAAUGUUUCUAUACUAAAGCAAAAGCGGCAGGAUGAAUGUGGGUUUCCUUUAUCUAAUACUAACAGGGAUGCCACAAUCCCAGUGGACUGGUGUCCCGCUGCUCCAGAAUUUGGUGCUAGUUCAGUAGACUCAGGAGUUGGCCUGGAUGUAUCUAUUUUUGUGAGGGAGGCUUCUUGGAAUUUGCAACAAGAUCAUUUUUCGGAGCUAGAGAAAAAUCUGCAGGAUGAAUGUGACUUUCUUAUAUCUGAUAUUAAUGGGGAUACCAUAAGCCCAGAGGGUGUUUUUCCUGCUUCUAAAAAAAUUGAUGCUAAUUCAGUAAACUCUGGAGUUGGCCUGGAGGCAUCUAUUUCUAGAAGGGAUGGUUCACUGGAACUAAAUCAAGAUAUGGUUGUUUUGGUAAACGAUAGAAAGUUGCAGGAUGAAUGUGAGUCUAGUGGGCUUUGCUCUACCAAGAGUGACCAGGUCAAGCAAUUAUGCUGUUUGGGAACUCUAGGAUCAUAUUUGGAAAGAGAAGGACCACACUAUGAGGAUGAAGUGGGAAAAUCUGUAGAGAAGGAAGAGAUGUCAAUGGCCUCAGAUCCCUUAACUGUUUCUCAGAGUAAAUGCAGCCAGUGUGCAGAGCAGAAGGUUCCUGGGGACGUCAAUGGUUUCUCAGUGGAAGGAGUUGGCAGCUUACAGGAGUUUGUGGAAGAGAAAUGUGAUGUUAUAACAGGGAUAUCAGUUAGCCUGAGCACCCAAGCAUCACUUAAAGAAGAAAAUCCAGCCAAUUUGGCAGAAGAGUCAUCUAAUGUAGCAUCUGAGUGUGCAUUGGAACAAAAAUCAUCUCAGCAAUCAUUUCAGCCCUGUGGUCUUGUGAAUAUUGCAUCUUGUAAAAGCGUGGCUGUUCCAGAUCUUGAGGAAGGGUGUGCUCCAAGUGGUACUCUAACUUAUGGUAGUAUGGUUGACUCUACUGUGCAAAUGUAUAGUGAAACAAGAGAUUGCUUUAAACCCAAUUAUGUAAGUGCUCCCUCAGAGGAGGCAGUUACUGACUCAAAGGAGGUUGUGGAACAGAAAUGCUAUUCCUCGGUGAGGACUUCGGCCAACCUAAGCAUCCACUCGUUGCAUAUUGAAGAAAAUAUUUGCAAUUUAAUGCAACGGUCACUCAAUAUAGCUUCUGAAUUUUCUGGUGAAGAAUCAACCUCACUCCAAUCACCACUGCCCCUUGACCUUGUGGAUAAUGACUCUUCUAAAAGAUCUGCUAAGCCUGAUGUUUGGGAAAGUGAUGCUUUCAAUAGUGCUUUGACGUGCAGCAGCAUGGUUGAUUCAAUUGAUGGUGCAGAUGGUGAAGUAAAGGCUAAUGCUAAGAGUUUUGUUUCAGAAUCCAACUGUCCUGAUGAUGUGCGUGUGCUCCCUCGGAGGAGUACCCGUGUAAGCAAACUGAAUCAGAUGAAUGAGGUAAAAAAGGCUGUAAGCCAGUUCAGUAAAAAAGUCAAUACAGUAUCGCUCCCACGAAGAGCCAUUGGGAUCUCCUUCAAGAUGGUAAGAAGGAAAAGAAGCUAUCUCUGCAAACAUGCACGUUCUUCUACAUGGGGAGCGUUAGGAAACAUCAUGGAGGUGUUUAAGCAGAAUGAUGGGAUCCUGAAGCAUGAUUCUGAUUUGAUUCAGGCUCAAACCCGUGGAUCACUGAAAACUAGGGAUCGCCAAGGAAGCAAAAAGCAGAAGUCUCGGACAGAUGGAAAUUCACAAGAGCCAAAAGGAAAAUCUAAUGCUUCGAUUGGUUGCAUUCGCUUGAAAGUUAAAUUUGGGAAACAAGUGGAUCAAAAAGAUUUGAAGGUUGUGCUUCCUGAGGGGAACGGUUCUUCAGCAUAUGUGGAAACUAUGAAAAAUGAACGUCUAUCUGAGUCAGAUUGCAGGACCAGCAUGGAAAUCGCACAAGUAGCCAAUGAUUUGGAAAUGGAACAUAAGCUGGGGGAAGAUGUUCAGCCUCCCAAUGGAACUCUCGAAAAUCUGGGGACACCAGUAGAUGUUUCUGUUCUGGAUGCACAUCCUACAAAAAAGGACUUGGCGAGCAUUGUGACACAAUCCAAAUCGUUUAGAAACAGCUCAGGUGAUUGCCAUGGAGUUCCCUCUCAAAUAGGGACUGAAUCAUUGGGAGAAGCAACUGCAAAUAAGAAUUUAGGUCCUGGUAUGUCGCCUCAUUCAGAAGUGAUCAAUGUGAUUCAGGAUGCCCAAGUUGGUGCUGGAAUGCAAAGGGAUAUACAAGUUGCUAGUUUUGAUUCUGCCCAAUCUGGUGUUCCUCCACAAAAUGUUAUGUGUUCCAACAUGCUCCUUAUGAAGGCAAAGAAAGGAAAAAGAAAUGGUAAAGUUGAGGGAAGUCGAAAUCCUGUUGGAGGAUGCUGUGGACUGGAUGAAAUAGUGUGUGGUCCAACAAACUUGAACAAGACUAUAAAAUUGUCAAAACGGCAAUCACAGAAGAAAGUGGGGGAUGGGCUGAAUGUCUUUAACCCCAGUAAGCCUAUUCUUUCAGCAACUAGCCAGAUUGCUUCCAGCAGCAAUUUAAGCAAUGAGGGGUUUGUUAGAGAAUCCUUCCCAUCAUCAGGGCUGGUUGAACUUGGGGUUUCUCAUGAAGCUUUGAAAGCAGAAACUGGCAUCCAAGCCUGUGAAUUACCCAGUCAUGAUGUCAUGAAUAAACCAGAGACAUGGACUUCUGAAUUUUCUGCUUCUAAAACUAAAGGGCAUAAACUUUCUAAAACUUCCAAAUCCACUGCACGGGUAGGGAAAAAUCAUUCUCGUGUCUCAGAUUCAGCAAGGCGUGGGAGAAAAAAUGUUUGUGAGAAGGAGGAAGAUCGGGAGAAGUCAUCUAGAAAGAGCAAAGCCAAGAAGGAGGGAUUUUCCAAUGUUGAAGUCAGCCAGCAUGAAAAUCACCCUGAAAUAGGUGGGAACAUCAAUGUCUCUUCAGUGAUGGAAAAGGAUUCAGUGACUGGUGGACCCGCUGAAUUGAUCGAGUUUAAUCUAGUAGCUAAUGCGAUCAGCCGCAAUCCAGUAAGAAACAAUGCCGACAAUGAAGUGCCACCUGAGAAUAUCUCUAGCUUGAAUGCUGUAUUCAAUGGGUUUGAGGAGCAGUUUUUACCAGCACGGAUUGCAUGGGUGUGCUGUGAUGAUUGCCGUAAAUGGAGGUGUAUAUCAGCUGGACUUGCUGAUUAUAUAGAAGAGACGAAUUGCAAAUGGAUUUGCAAGGACAAUGCAGACAAGGCAUUUUCUGACUGCUCAAUUCCUCAGGAGAAGUCAAAUGCAGAGAUUAAUGCAGAGUUGGAAAUAUCAGAUGCCUCUUGUGAAGAAGAUGCUUAUGACAGACGCCGAAAUUACAAGGCAUUUGAACACAAGCAGCCAAGAGCUCCUCAAGAGGCAACUUGGAAACUUAUCAAGUCUAAUUUGUUUCUGCACCGUAGCCGUAAAACCCAAACCAUUGAUGAGAUAAUGGUAUGCCAUUGCAAACGUCCUCCAGAUGGCAGCUUGGGUUGUGGAGAUGAAUGCCUGAACCGGAUGCUUAACAUUGAAUGUGAUAAGGGGACCUGCCCUUGUGGGGACCUUUGCUCAAACCAACAGUUCCAAAAAUACAAAUAUGCAAAAUUUAAGUGGUUCCGUUGUGGAAAAAAGGGACAUGGGCUGCAGUUGCUGGAAGAUGUUUAUGAGGGACAAUUUCUUAUUGAAUAUAUUGGAGAGGUGCUUGAUUCUCAUGCUUAUGAAGCACGACAGAGGGCAUAUGCUUCUAAAGGGCAAAAACACUUCUAUUUCAUGACACUGAAUGGUAGUGAGAUCAUAGAUGCAUGUGCUAAAGGGAAUUUGGGGCGUUUUAUUAACCAUAGUUGUGAACCUAAUUGCCGUACAGAAAAGUGGAUGGUGAAUGGGGAAAUCUGUAUUGGACUAUUCGCAAUAAGGAAUAUUAAGAAGGGUGAAGAGGUUACAUUCGAUUAUAACUAUGUAAGGGUGUAUGGUGCUGCUGCAAAAAAAUGUGUUUGUGGGUCUUCUGUAUGCCGAGGAUAUAUUGGAGGAGAUCCAUUGAAUGCGGAAACAGUUGUUCAAGGUGAUUCAGAUGAAGAAUUUCCAGAACCUGUAAUGAUUGAUCAAGAUGGCUCCAAUGAGGAUAACAUGGAUGAAAUAAUUUCAGCUACCAGUUCUAUUGAUGGUGCUGCGACACAGUUUGCAAAGGUUCCUUUGCAAGCUGGAGAUACCAUUAGCAAAUCAGAACUUGCAACAGUGGAAUCAAUUUCAUCAGAAAAGGAAGAUACCCUGGGUGCAUCCUUACCUUCAGCUCAACCAUCGCCAUCAGAAUUCUCUUUGAGAAUGGAAGGUGGUUUGACCAAAUCAUCAUCUUCUGUACCAUCAGAGGUUUCUGUACAUAGAGAUAAUGGGAUGAGAACCUCAUCUACCAUUCAAUUGUUUGAGGUUUCUUUACACAAGGAAGAUACUUCAAAUAUAUCUUCAUGUAAAGUUCAAACAUUAGACAGUUCAUCAUCAACUGCGAACACUUUAAAGAAAUGUAUGGCUAAUACAGUUUGUAUCAGCAAGUCCAGAUCUGACAAAGUUGAGGAUAAGCCAAACAUUUCAAAAUCAUUUUCUCGUGUGAAAGCAUCUCAGUCAGCUAGUUCAAUUAAAAAAGGAAAGAGCACUGCUUGUCCUGUGAUCACCAAUAAAACUCAGGUUAUGGCCAAACCCAAGAAACAGAUGGACUGUGCUAUUCGUAGUCGUUUUGAAGGAGUUGAAGAGAAACUCAAUGAAUUCCUAGAUGAUGAAGGGGGAAUAAGCAAACGAAAAGAUGCAAGCAAAGGCUACUUAAAGCUUUUGGUUCUCACUGCAGCUUCAGGAGAUAAUGGAAAUGGCGAAGCAUUUCAGAGUGCUCGAGAUCUUUCAAUCAUUCUUGAUGUGCUUAUGAAAACAAAAUCACGGACAGUUUUGACUGACAUAAUCAACAAAAAUGGUUUGCAGAUGCUGCAUAACAUAUUAAAGCAGAACAGCAGUGACUUUAACAAAAUUCCUAUUCUUCGAAAGCUUCUUAAGAAAGUUUAUUGAUAUUGUAGAUGUGGACUUUGUAUUCUAUGAUCCGACCUAUACCAACAGUAUUAGCUUCUUGUUGAAGAGAAUGAUAUUCAAGUCCAGAGAUCAUGGCAGAUGCCCUAAGUGGAUUCUAAAUCCAUGAGACAGGAUUGAAAAGUUGGAGCCUUUGUGUUUAAUCAUUGACUGAAAGAGGAGGCAAGGAUACAUUCAAAGUAAACUGUAUAGUGGAAAUUUAUACUUGGAGAAUGAGUGUGCCAGAGGAUUGCAGGUUCCCUAUUAUAGUUCCUUGGCAACUUUUUCCGUAACUGGGUGCUGUAAAAGAAGAAAGAAGCCUUGAUGGCGAUGCUGGAAUUGGAAAUAUUGCAAUAUCAAACUGGAGCAGAGAAGUAUUUCAGUGGAUUUGAAGGGAGGAAGACAAAAAUUGUUGGGUUUUGGAUAUCAGGCAAGAAGGAAGUUAAAGUAUAUAAGGAACUUUAAUCCCAGUAAAAAAAGUAAGUUCUGCGACAAUUUUCAAUGAACCACAGUUUGUAAAUUGACUCUAAAUCAGAAUUGAAAUUUAUGGCGCUAGUUCAGCACAGAUGGAAAAGGCACAUGAACCACAGAUUGUCAUGGGAACGACAUCUGAAACGGAGAGAAGGAAAGAGAUGAAUCAGUUAUUUAUGAUGAGUUUAGUGGAUUUGAGAAGAAAAUGUGAAAGUGAGGUUUCAGAGAAACACACUUGGUGUGAUACAGGUGCACUUCCUUGGACUGGCUCAAAUCCGUUGGGCAGCCUAGAUGGGGAUGAACCAGGUCCAAUUAGAUUUUUGAUUCAGUAGGAUAUUUAGAAUUUAUUUUUGUUUGGGAAAGAUAUGUAAUUUUUAUUUUGAGGGUAGCUAUUAGACAAGUAGGGAAAUUUCCAAUUUGAGUUUCUAUUUUUGUUAGUCUUUAGGAAGCUUUUAGGAGUUUGUGUUAUUUUGAGUUUUAUAAAGACCUGUGUAACCCAAUGAUGGGAGUGGAUUUGAGAAUGAAUUGAAUUAGAUUUGUGUGGUGUGUGUGAGCA